Messenger RNA from Setaria italica (foxtail millet), 608 nucleotides. RefSeq lists its product as uncharacterized. The transcript has a single exon. The coding region runs from base 115 to 474 and encodes 119 amino acids. Lineage: Eukaryota; Viridiplantae; Streptophyta; Magnoliopsida; Poales; Poaceae. The record is from RefSeq and is a predicted model, not a curated record.
ACAAAAAAAGCUACGGCUUUGCAGCUCAAUUGGAGGCCUAUAAAUAAUGUGAAACUCGCGAGUUCACAGUUGAGUUCCCACCGAAGAUCGAUCGACCGGACGUCGCGUAAUACUAUGGACGACGGCCGGCGCUAUUCCGCUCUGACCAAGCUAGGCUUCGGCGCCCUGGCCUUCAACUCGGUGGUCGCCCUCUACAACUCGUGGGGCGGCGCGGGCUCCGCCGCCUUCGUGCUCGCCGCCGACGCCGCCCUCGUCCUCCUAUUCCUCUGCCUCCGCGAGUUCGAGCGCACCCGCGGCGGCGCGGCCAGGGACAGGAAUAUCAUCAAGGCCGCGGUGUGGGCGCUCGCGACGCUGCUCACCGCGAUGUUCGCGUCGAGGGUGGCGCCGCUGAUGCCGCCCGUCAUCGGCACGGCCGUCUGGAUCGUGGCCGUCGCCACGGUCGCCGGGGGGUUUUGGGCGUUCUUCCUUAAUUAAUUAUCAAUUCUAGAGAGUCCAUGUCAGAGAGUCCGUCUCUUGCUGUCGUCGGGUGCAUUGAUUUCCUUUUCCUUUAUACACCGGCGCCUGUAUGUCCCUGUUAACUUGGAAUAAAAAGUUGGCAAUCGAGUUUU